Abrus precatorius (Indian licorice) is the source of this 1378-nucleotide messenger RNA. RefSeq names its product ER membrane protein complex subunit 2. NCBI's taxonomy places the organism in Eukaryota, Viridiplantae, Streptophyta, Magnoliopsida, Fabales, Fabaceae. The record is from RefSeq and is a predicted model, not a curated record. The coding region runs from base 163 to 1071 and encodes 302 amino acids. Gene Ontology annotation, cellular component: EMC complex. Gene Ontology annotation, biological process: protein folding in endoplasmic reticulum. Gene Ontology annotation, molecular function: protein binding. The transcript is spliced from 9 exons.
AAGGCGAACCUGGAGUUGAAGUGCGAUCGCAUCCGAGGGUGUAUUUUCUUCUUUGGGAGCACACAAACACAGUGAUAGUUCCAACAACAGAUCGAAACCCCAUCUAAGGGAGAAUCGAUUUGUUUGUUCCAAUUUGGAUCUGCGAGUGUGAAUUGCGCAAAGAUGGUUACGAAAACAGAAGAAACCCAAUUGAACAGGCUCGAAAGCCAGGUUGAUAAUGGCGGCGGAGGUGCUUGGGAGUACCUUUGUCUUGUCAGAAAGCUCAAGGUUCGCCGUUCAGAGAAAGUCCUCAAACAUGGCCUCUCCAUCUUGAACGACCCCAAACAACGAUCCACUCUCGGCCACGAUGAAUGGACUUUGUAUGAGCAGGUUGCAGUUGCUGCUAUGGAUUGCCAGUGUCUUGAUGUUGCCAAGGACUGUACAAAGGUUCUUCGGAAGAAAUUCCCAGAAAGCAAAAGAAUUGGCAGGCUGGAGGCUAUGUUGCUUGAAGCAAAAGGGUCCUGGGAAUUGGCAGAAAAAGCUUACACAAGCUUUUUGGAGGACAAUCCUCAUGAUCAAACCAUCCAUAAGAGAAGGGUUGCUAUGGCAAAGGCACAGGGCAACAUUUCUGUGGCUAUUGAAUUGCUUAAUAAAUAUCUGGAAAUAUUCAUGGCAGAUCAUGAUGCAUGGAGAGAACUAGCUGAAAUAUACGUCUCCUUGCAAAUGUAUAAACAAGCAGCAUUUUGCUACGAGGAGUUAAUGUUAUCUCAGCCUACUGUUCCACUCUACCACUUAGCCUAUGCUGAUGUCCUUUAUACACUUGGUGGACUAGAAAACCUCCAAACUGCGAAGAAAUACUAUGCAUCCACUAUUGACUUGACUGGAGGCAAGAAUACUAGAGCGCUCUUUGGUUUAUGCUUGUGCACCUCUGCUAUUGCACAGCUUACAAAAGGAAAGAGCAAGGAAGAGAAAGAAGGAUCUCAGUUACAAUCUCUAGCAGCCAAAGUAUUGGAGAAAGAUUACAAGCAGAGAGCUCCCGACAAGCUCCCUCAACUUACGACUGCCUUAAAGAGUUUAACGUUGACAUCGUGAUGCAGAAUUUCUCAAAGAUUGUUAUUUAGUCACGUUUUGACAUUUUCUUAGAUUGUUGCCAGCUUGAAUCAACAUAUUUAGAAAUCCUGAGUCAUUUUCUUCUCAAUAUUAAAAUGAAAAUUUAUAAAGUCCUACAUUUUACUUUCGGUAACGAACAUUUAUUUAGAGACAUGUCAGGUUUCAGAUGGCCCUGUGGAUCUAAAAAACUUUCAUAUAACUUUACUAGUGCAUUUAUGAUCGGGUAUAAUUUGCUUUUGAAAUAUUCUUGCUUUUAUUUUUUUCAUGGCAAUGCAAUUUAAGUUAAAAG